Molecule: messenger RNA, 3165 nt
Organism: Saitoella complicata NRRL Y-17804
Lineage: Eukaryota; Fungi; Ascomycota; Saitoellomycetes; Saitoellales; Saitoellaceae
Product: P-loop containing nucleoside triphosphate hydrolase protein
Exons: 5
Biological process (GO): double-strand break repair via homologous recombination
Cellular component (GO): nucleus; Smc5-Smc6 complex; site of double-strand break
Molecular function (GO): single-stranded DNA binding; damaged DNA binding
Source: RefSeq, a predicted model, not a curated record
GGCGUUAUCAAAAAGGUUCAACUAAUUAACUUUAUGUGCCAUUCAUACCUUGAGGUGCCUCUAGGGCCCCAAAUCAAUUUCAUCAUCGGACACAACGGCAGUGGUAAGAGUGCGGUCCUCACCGCGAUCACGGUAUGUCUAGGUGGAAAGGCGACGGCAACCAACCGUGGUUCUAGCAUGAAGAACCUCAUUAAAGAAGGAGAGACUACAGCCCAAGUCACGGUCACUUUGUUGAACCGUGGAGAAGAUGCUUAUAGGCACGAAGACUAUGGGGAUGAGAUCGUCGUCGUCCGACGCUUCAGCCGUGAUGGGGCAAGCUCUUAUAAAAUCCAGUCCCAGAACGGUCGAACAAUAUCCACUAAGCGUGAGGAGCUCGAGGAAAUCUCUGAUUUUAUGGGACUGCAGAUUGACAAUCCCAUGAACGUCCUUACGCAGGACACAGCGCGACAAUUCCUCAGCACAUCAUCGCCACACGAGAAAUACGUGCUAUUCAUGAAGGGUGUUGAGCUUUCUCAGCUAGACAGGGAUUACACCGUCAUCAGUGAAAGUCUCGAGACCACGAAUCAUGUAUUACGGAGCAAGGAAAGCGCAUUGGAAGGUCUGGCAAAUGCCGAAGAAGAAGCCUUGAAAACACACGACGAUCUGCAAAGAACACGAGACAUGCACGCUGAGCUCGAGGAGCUCAAGAAGCAAAUGGUGUGGGCGCAGGUCAAGGAGAGGGAAGAUGAACGUGAUGAGGCCGAGGCCAAAGUUGCGGGACUUGGUCGUAAGGUGGACUCGGUCAAGAGAAAAGAACAGGAGGCGAAUGCGCAACUGGAGAGGCUGAGCGUUCGGAUGGCUGACCUCAAUGGAUCUUUUCAGGCGAAGAAGGCGGCAGAGCUGGAACCACUCAAGGUUCAGCUGGAGCAACAUAAAGCGAAGCUUCAUCAGGCUGAUUUGGAGCACCGUGAUAUUUACAAUCAGAUCAAGGAGGUCGAGACGAAAAUCACAGCAGCACGCCGACAACUUGAGGUAGAACAAGGCAGACAAGCUGAGCGUGAUGGUGGCGUCCGCGCCGGCCUCGAAGCACGGCUGGAAACCCUGAAUGCAAAUCUGGCUGAAAAACAGGCAGAGUCAGUACGCAUAACUGACGAGCUGCGAGUAUUCGACGGUCGAAUUGCUACGGCACGCGCUGAUACCGAAAAGUUGAUGGAUAACUUGAAGCAACAAACCGACCGACGGGAUGAAGCACGAAACCAACUGUAUUCCUUGGAGCAGAGCAAGAACAAUGCUCUAAGACGGUUUCAUGAGCACAUGCCGGACCUCAUGCGAGCGAUCGAAGCAGAUAGACGUUUCAAAGAACGACCUAUCGGCCCCUUUGGAUUGUAUAUCAAGCCGCGGAAGCCGCAAUGGGUUGGGGUCAUCGAGGUCGUUCUUGGCGGAACAAUUAACGCAUUCGCUGUUACUUCGCAUGAGGAUCGCACUUUGUUAAAUAGCUUGAUGCAAAAAUGCGACUGUGCCGGAAUCAAUAUCCUUGUGGGUAAACGUGAUAUUUUCGAUUACUCCCGCGGUGAACCUAAUGGCAAUUUGGACACGAUCUUACGUGUUCUCGACAUCGAAGAUGAGUUUGUCAAGCGCCAGCUUAUCGUCAACCACCAGAUUGAGAGUGCCGUUCUCAUUGCGAACCGUCGCGAGGCCGACGAGUUUAUGUAUACGCGACCACCAAGGGUACAAUCUUGCUACGCCCUCAAUCCCGAUCGUCCAGGUCAUGGCUAUCGAGUUGGAGGAAAGCGCGGUGUUUCAUCCACUACACCGGUCGUCCCCAGGGGUCCGUCGCGUUUGACGACAGAUGUUGACGCAGAAAUAGCCAAGGCAAGGCAAAGCGUCCAAGUUUUGGAGACAACAAUCCAGGAUCUUCAAAUUCAGGUAAGGCAGGCGGAGCAAGCCGGGCGUAACCUUGCUCGUGAAAAGCAGGAGUUGCUUAUGCGCCUCCGUGCGAUCAAGGUUGAUAUUCAGCGAGCUGAAGAUGAAGCCGACCGAAUCAGGGACGACCUCCGAGUCAACACGGACACGGGAAGGAUUCAGGCCUUGGAGGAGCAGAUAGCUGAAUUCUUAGCUGAAAAGUCCAUAUACCAAGGACAGCAACAGGAUCUGGUACAGGCAAUGAACCGCUCCAAGACCGUGGUGGAAGAGCUGAGGAGCGAGGGUGCUCAAAUUCGAGCAGCCAUUGUGACAAUAGAGGAAAAACUGCAAGAAACCACGACGAAGCUGGAAACCGUCGGCGGGGAGCGCAUUCAAGCUUCUCACGAUCACAAUCAUUGGGUGCAAAAGCUGGCACAAGUGAGGGCCGACCUUGAGGCGGCACAAGUUGCGCUUAAGAAAGCCGCAGAUCUUGUUGAAAGUUUCACAAGGGACGCUUCGGGAUUUUGCGACCGAGUCGACCUGCCUGAAGAUAAAAAUGCCAAAGCCCUUGACAAAGAGAUGGAAGCGAAGGCGCAAAGCAUUGCUGACACAGAGAAAAGGGUGGGUAUGACUGCUGAAGAUGCAGAAAUACAGCUCAAUAAGGCAAGGGAUACGCACGCGCAGGCCAAGAAGGAAGUUGAGGCAUUAAAAGAGCUCAUCCAGGAUCUGGGAUUGGCUAACCAAGUACGGAUCGAAAGGUGGAAGAAGUUCACCAAGAUGAUCACAGUGCGGGCGAAGUCAAUGUUCCAAUACAUGUUGUCACAGCGUGGGUUCCUCGGAAAGCUCAUCGUGAAUCACACAGAGCAGAAGUUAGAGCUUCGUGUGCGUCCUACAGAGAACAAUCAGCGCAAUUCGAAGAGCAGAGAGAAGGACCCACGCAGUCUUUCGGGUGGCGAAAAGUCCUUCUCCACGGUUUGUCUGCUCUUGUCACUUUGGGAGGCCAUGAAUUGUCCUAUUCGUGGGUUGGAUGAAUUUGACGUAUAUAUGGAUGCCGUCAACAGAAAGAUCUCCAUGACGAUGAUGGUGGAUGCUGCUAAAUCACAGUCCAACAAGCAGUUCAUCCUUAUCACGCCUCAGGAUAUGGGGAACGUGCCUGAUCUGAUGGGUCGCCAUGUAAGUACCGAUGAGUUGUCGUCCAUGACAUCUAUGCUAACUUUUCCCAUAGGUCCGUGUGCAUCGUAUGAUGGAUCCUCGUAUUACGGCAAACCAGCGCCGGCUGGAUGA